Molecule: messenger RNA, 960 nt
Organism: Hippopotamus amphibius kiboko
Lineage: Eukaryota; Metazoa; Chordata; Mammalia; Artiodactyla; Hippopotamidae
Product: olfactory receptor 3A1-like
Exons: 1
Coding region: 13-960 (315 amino acids)
Biological process (GO): G protein-coupled receptor signaling pathway
Cellular component (GO): membrane
Molecular function (GO): olfactory receptor activity; G protein-coupled receptor activity
Source: RefSeq, a predicted model, not a curated record
UUAUAGGGACCCAUGGAGCCAGAAUCUGGGGCCAAUGGAACAGCCGUUACUGAGUUCACCCUGCUGGGCUUGGUGGAGGCGCCAGAGCUGUGGCCGGUGGUCUCUGCGCUGUUCCUCUUUGUCUACCUGGUCACUGUUGGCGGCAACCUCAGCAUCCUGGCAGCCAUCUGGGUGGAGCCCAAGCUCCACACGCCCAUGUACUUCUUCCUGGGGAACCUAUCCGUGCUGGACGUUGGGUGCAUCACCGUCACUGUUCCCUCCAUGUUGGGUCGCCUCUUGUCCCACAAGCGCACAGUUCCCCAUGCAGCCUGCCUCACACAGCUUUUCUUCUUCCAUCAGCUGGCUGGUGUAGACUGCUUCCUGUUGACAGCCAUGGCCUAUGACCGAUUCCUGGCCAUCUGCCGACCUCUCACCUACAGCACCCGCAUGAGCCAGACGGUCCAGAGGAUAUUGGUGGUUGUGUCCUGGGCUUGUGCCUUUACCAAUGCAGUGACCCACACUGUAGCUGUAUCCACACUCAACUUCUGUGGUCCCAAUGUGAUCAAUCACUUCUACUGUGACCUCCCCCAGCUCUUCCAGCUCUCCUGCUCCAGCACCCAACUCAACGAGCUGCUGAUCUUUGGUCUGGGUUUCCUCAUGGCAGGUGCACCUGUGAUUCUCAUUGUCACCUCCUACAUCCACGUGGCAGCUGCAGUCCUGCGGAUCCGCUCUGCAGAGGGCAGGAAGAAAGCCUUCUCCACGUGUGGCUCCCACCUCACCGUGGUGGGCAUCUUCUAUGGUACAGGCGUCUUCAGCUACAUGAAGCUGGGCUCAGUGGAGGCUUCGGACAAGGACAAGGGGAUUGGCAUCCUCAACACUGUCAUCAGCCCCAUGCUGAACCCACUCAUCUACAGCCUCCGGAACCCUGAUGUGCAGGGUGCCCUGUGGCGGGUGCUCACGGGGAAGCGAGCCCUUGCAUGA